Messenger RNA from Limanda limanda (common dab), 3600 nucleotides. It is a transcript of the gene rhbdf1a, whose product is annotated as rhomboid 5 homolog 1a (Drosophila). The transcript has 18 exons. Gene Ontology annotation, molecular function: serine-type endopeptidase activity. Bases 387 to 2963 code for a protein of 858 amino acids. Gene Ontology annotation, cellular component: endoplasmic reticulum membrane. Gene Ontology annotation, biological process: regulation of epidermal growth factor receptor signaling pathway; regulation of protein secretion. Lineage: Eukaryota; Metazoa; Chordata; Actinopteri; Pleuronectiformes; Pleuronectidae. The record is from RefSeq and is a predicted model, not a curated record.
UGGGAAAGCUCUGUGCGCAGCGGGGAGCCAGGGAACCGGACGGCAGGUCCCACAGCUCGGCCACAUCCUCCCGGACUGCCUGAGCUGCCGGUGCGCUGCUGACUGACUGACCGGAUUGGAACCUACCACCAGGGCACCGGGCUUGGCUUUAAAAGACACACACAUUCACAGAGAGACACACACAGUUUACACAUCUGCAGGGUGGACAACGAAGACGCGCGUUUGAUUCCUGCGCCGCUGUCAGGAUGAUGUGACAAACCGCUGGAGACACAUCUGUUCACCCGGAUCUAUUUCUUGUUUUUAAUUCCCACUCCCCGUGUUUCCCUGCUGGGGAUCGUCCGAGCUGCUGGUGAUAAGGCUGGCAGGCCUGGGCUGGGACAGAGAACAUGGCUGAACCACGGCGGGAGAGCACCAGCAGCCUGCAGAGGAAGAAACCUCCCUGGCUCAGACUGGACAUUCCCACAGCUCAGAUGUCAAUGGAGGAGCAUCCCACUUUUGUUCAGCCCGUGAAGAGGCAGGGGUUCCUGCGCAGUAUCAGCAUGCCCGUGGAGACCUCUCACCUCCAGUCCCCGCCCCGGGACUUCUUCGACACCCGGCGGCCUGUCCUGCAACGCCAGUCCUCCAUCACUCAGACCAUAAAGAGGGGAACAGCGGACUGGUUCGGAGUCAGCAAAGAUGGCGAUGCCACUCAGAAAUGGCAGAGGAAAAGUCUGCGCCACUGCAGCCUCCGCUACGGGAAGCUGAAGCCGCAGGUGAUCCGGGAGAUGGAUCUGCCGAGCCAGGACAACAUCUCCUUAACCAGCACGGAGACCCCGCCUCCGCUCUACGUCCACUCCUCGCAGCAUGGCAUGCAAAAGAUUGUGGACCCACUGGCUCGAGGGCGGGCCUUCCGUAUGGUGGAGGAGGUGGACGGCUACAGCGUACCUCAGACCCCCAUCACCCCCGGAGCCGCCUCCCUCUGUUCCUUCACCAGCUCCCGCUCAGGUCUCAACCGGCUGCCUCGCCGGCGUAAGAGGGAGUCGGUGGCGAAGAUGAGCUUCAGAGCUGCAGCAGCGUUGGUCAAGGGGCGCUCGAUCCGGGAGAGCACUCUGAGACGAGCCCAGAGACGGAGCUUCACCCCCGCCAGCUUCAUGGAGGAAGAGAUGCUGGACUUUCAAGAUGAACUGGACACGUCCUUCUUCGCCAGAGACGUUCUGAUGCAGGAGGAGUUGUCCACGUACGCAGACGAGGUGUUCGAGUCCCCGUCUGAGGCGGGGGGGAAUGAGGAGGAGCCCGGCGGCCUGAUGGACGAGACGGAGCUGACAGGCAGCGCUCUGGAUAAGACGGAGCUGGAGAGAAGUCACCUAAUGCUACCUCUGGAGCGCGGCUGGCGUAAAGCCAAAGAAGGAACCCCGGGACCACCCAAGGUGCCCUUGCGGCAGGAGGUGGUGAGUGUUCACGGACAGCGGCGUGGCCAGCGGAUCGUCAUACCUGUGAAGAAGCUCUUCGCCCGGGAGAAGAGGCCGUACGGGCUGGGCAUGGUGGGCAAGCUCACCAACCGCACCUACCGCCACCGGAUCGACAGCUACGUCAAGAGGCAGAUCGAGGACAUGGACGACCACCGGCCUUUUUUUACAUACUGGAUCACCUUUGUCCAUUUGCUCAUCACUAUCUUGGCCGUAUGCAUCUACGGUAUUGCACCAGUGGGCUUCUCCCAGCAUGAGACGGUUGAUUCUGUUUUAAGAAACAAAGGCGUGUAUGAGAAUGUCAAGUUUGUGCAGCAGGAGAACUUCUGGAUUGGGCCGGGUUCGGAAUUUCUGAUCCACUUGGGGGCCAAAUAUUCUCCGUGCAUGCGUCAGGACAAGCAGGUGCAUGAGCUCAUCAGGGAAAAGAGAGCGAUCGAAGGGAACUCCGCCUGCUGCGUGAGGAACGAUCGCUCCGGCUGCGUCCAAACCUCCGAGAAGGAAUGCUCGAGCACUCUAGCUGUGUGGGUGAAGUGGCCGAUGCAUUCCAGCACCCCCCAGUUAAACGGUGAAGACAGACAGCACGGCUCGGUGUGUCAUCAGGACCCCAGGAUAUGUCUAGAGCCCGCCUCGGUAUCCCCUCAUGAAUGGCCUGAUGAUAUCACCAAGUGGCCAAUUUGCACCAGGUACAACACAGGGAACCACACCAACCUGCCUCACAUUGACUGCACCAUCACGGGCCGACCCUGCUGCAUCGGAACCAAAGGGAGGUGUGAAAUCACAUCCCGGGAAUAUUGCACCUUCAUGAAUGGCUACUUUCAUGAGGAGGCGACUCUCUGCUCUCAGGUGCACUGCAUGGAUGAUGUUUGUGGCCUGUUGCCUUUCCUCAACCCUGAGAUCCCAGAUCAGUUUUACAGGCUGUGGCUCUCACUCUUCCUGCAUGCUGGGAUCCUUCACUGCCUGGUGUCGGUGGCGUUCCAGAUGACCAUCCUGAGGGACCUGGAGAAGCUGGCGGGCUGGCUGCGCAUCUCAAUCAUUUACAUCAUCAGUGGCAUCACCGGCAAUUUAGCUUCAGCCAUCUUCCUGCCCUACAGAGCCGAGGUGGGUCCAGCCGGCUCUCAGUUCGGGAUCCUGGCGUGCCUGUUUGUGGAGUUGUUUCAGAGCUGGCAGAUCCUGGCCCAGCCCUGGAGGGCCUUUACCAAACUCCUGUGCGUGGUGCUCUUCCUCUUUGCCUUCGGACUGUUGCCCUGGAUCGACAACUUCGCCCACAUCUCCGGCUUCAUCUCCGGCUUCUUCCUGUCCUUCGCCUUCCUCCCCUACAUCAGCUUCGGCCGCACGGACCUGUACCGCAAACGCUGCCAGAUCAUCGUCUUCCUGCUGGUGUUUGUCGGCCUCUUCUCCGGCCUCGUGGUGCUCUUCUACGUCUACCCAAUAAAGUGUGAAUGGUGCGAGUUGCUCACCUGCAUCCCCUUCACGGACAAAUUCUGCGCGAAGUACGACCUCAACGCUCACCUUCACUGAGGGGCGGAGCUCAACAGGGAGGCAGCAGGUCAAAAAACAAAUAAAAGAUGUCAGCCAGUAUGUGUCCCCACUGUGCUCCUGUGUGGCUGGGGACUGUCAACCCCCCCCCCUCUGUGAACUAUGAGAAUAUGCUUGUGUUUUUUUUACUCUGUCAGUAUGAAUACCUGUGCCACUCAUCAUAAGAACUUCUUUUAAUCACCUCCCAGUUCACUCCUUUACUGUCAAGUGAAACCAAGGUAUGGCACUUCUGACCCUCAGCUCCAGCCGCCCCCUUUACACGUCAGGCAGGAAUUACAGAAACCAGCGCUGGGACAAAGAGAAGGAUCUUUUUUGUUUUUUACAAUCACACUCCAGACGGUUUUAUUAUUAUUGUUAUUAAUAAUUAUUAUUAUUAUUCAAGCAACCUCAUACCGAAGCAGGGACGAAAAUCAAAUAUUGAUACCUUUGGUGCCUUGUCGAUAAAAUGUACCAACUACUGCCAUAUUUUUGUUACGUUAUGCUGAGCACUCGAAUGUUUAUUUGUUUAAUUGCUUCUCGAGAAGUGAUGAUUGUUUUGAACACGGUAGUGUUUUAGCUACCUGCCUACUCACAUGUAACUGAAAACAACAGUAAAAAAAACAACAACUACAAACUCAAA